AUGUACAAAACCAAAACAGGUCAAAAGAAGUUCAGCUUCACGCGUUUCAUGUCAAACGCAGUUCCCAGCAUUGCCGGUGCAUCCCAAGACAUAGACCUCUCAGGCUGCGAGCCCGACCUGGCCUUCAUGUACCAGCUGAGCGAGCCCGACCCGCUUCUCCUGUCUCCCGGCGUGUUUGCCCACGCCGGCAUCACCUCUGCGCCCAAGAUCUCGGCUGCGGUUUACAAGGCUCUUCUCAAGAACGGAGUGUUAGAGCAGAAUUCACCCACCGUGCAUACAGAAAGGAUUACGAAGAACUUUGCCAACCAAGUAUCGGGCAUCACGAGUCAUGCGCAGAAGAAACUCAUCAACUUUCUGUUCUUUUGGGAAGAGGAGGGGCAGCGAUGGAAGAAGCUCGUCGGGGAAUUGGAAGAGUUGAGAGCCGUCAUUAUCGAAGAGAGAGAGAGUGGUGGAAACGUGGGGACGUAUGAGAAGCGACUUGCUGAGGUGGAGGGAGAGAAGAGAUUACGCCCGAGCUUGAGGUCGAAGGAGAAUCAUGAACUGCCGGGGUAUGACCAGAAGUAG
This is a messenger RNA of Ascochyta rabiei, 564 nucleotides long. RefSeq lists its product as uncharacterized. The transcript has a single exon. Lineage: Eukaryota; Fungi; Ascomycota; Dothideomycetes; Pleosporales; Didymellaceae. The record is from RefSeq and is a predicted model, not a curated record. The coding region runs from base 1 to 564 and encodes 187 amino acids.